AUGAAUUUGAAGAGAGAGUUGAGGAAAGUUCACGGCGAUGGGGGUACGGGUCAUCUUGAAGUCUGUUUUGAUGAAAAAGGAAGACACAUGGCGACGUGUGGAUUCGAUGGUGAAGUGAAGGUCUUCAAUGGUUAUGACGAUAAGGACCCUUCGUCGUUUCUUAUCGGGGAGGUGGUCUAUGCUAUUGCUGUUAAGGGUGGUCGUUUGUAUGUGGCUGGCGAUGACAACUCCAUUCAGUCGUUCAUACUGGCCGAUUCGUCACUAGAUGGCAUCUUGCUGAGGUUCACCAGUCACGUCAACCACUUCUGCUUCAAUAAGAAGGGGGAUAAUGACUUCAUGUUGAAGAUGUUGGAUCUGACAACAAAGUCGCAAACAGACUUUAAGGGGCACGAAGCUCCCGUACUCUCCGUGACCAUCCAUCCAUCCGAUGAUGACGUCAUCGCCUCCUCCAGCUGUGAUGGAACCGUGAAAGUCUGGAAGUCUUCCGAAGGCAAAUGUCUGCGCACAAUCAAAUGUCUCCCAAAGUCAAACAGCUUCGAAACAUCAAAAACACUGGCUAGGAUCGCCUUCACUGAUGACGCUAAGUACUUGCUGGUACCUGGCGUUGACAAGAUCCUUGCAUACAGUGCUAAGGAGUGGACCAUUGCAUUUGAGUUGAAGGCUGACGUUGAGAACAACCAGGUCAGUUCAUGGUCACUGGUCAGUGUGGGAUGGUUUUGGCCUUUGGUCAGUGUGUGGUCAGUUUUAAGUGGUCACUGGUCAGUGUGGGAUGGUUUUGGCCUUUGGUCAGUGUGUGGUCAGUUUCAAGUGGUCACUGGUCAGUGUGGGGUGGUUUUGGUCACUGAUCAGUGUGUGUCGUUCUCAACAUUGAGCUUAUCAGCAGAUGGACGCUACGUUGCAUCAUCACGAGGGCAGGAAGGAGUGUCUGUGUGGGAUGUGAGGGAGAAGAAGAUGGUCAAGAGAGGGGGUGAGGGUGGGAAACAGGUUGUGACGAGCGUAUGCUGGCACCCGACCAAUCACGAGGUCGCAUUCUGCAAUAACCAGGGCUACAUGGGCCUGUUGAGGAACCCUGUUGAAGUUACUGAGGGCAGCGUCAUUCAAGAUGGCGGGAGAAGUGCUGGGGGCACAAGUGCCAGCCAUGCUGGUAGGCAGACAGUCGGCGAUUUAUUUGGAGACGAUGACGAUGAUGCCGACCUGCUCGUUGCCGUUGCAAAUGAUGCUGACGAUGAUGAUGCUGAUGAUCAUCAUCAUCGUCAGAACAACAUGGGUGAUGAUGACGAUAAAAAACACGAUGACGGUGUGGAUGAUGAUGAUGAUGCUGGAGACGGGGGUAUUCCUGGCGUUGAUACAGAUGGUGAAGAGGAAGAAGAAGAUGAUGCUGAUGAGGAGGGAGGAGUGAAGAAGAGGAAGAGGAUGACCAACAUUCUGGUGGACGAAGAAGCGUCCAAUAGAGGUCACCUAACCAUCGCAUUCACCUUCGUAAUCAUCCAAGCAAACACUGCACCAACUACAGAUUGGCCAGAAAGUUUGACAGACCUGCCGAUAAGCAGCACUGAGAUUUCGACGCAGCAGGUUGGCGGGGAUGGCAGCAGUAGCAGGAAGUCAUGGCAGCCCGUUGACAUGCAGAAGCCAUUCAUACCAACUUCCUGUCCUAAGGGACUGGUGUCUCGCUUUAUGGUCUGGAACGAGAUAGGUCGAGUGCAGCAGUACACGAACUUUGAAGACGAGAGUGGCGAACGGACGAUCAACGCCGAGUUCCACGACUCAUCCAUCCACCACACCAUUCACAUCGACAACUCGACACACAACUUCAACAUGGCAGCCCUCAAUGAGGAGGCUCUUCUGCUUGCUUCUGAAGCCCAGGAAGCCACUGCAAGCCAGUUGUUAUGCAUGCACUUUUCAACAUGGGACACAAACAAGGAGUGGUCAAUGGCAAUGCCUGAUGGCGAAAGCAUCGUAGGGAUGUGCCUGGGGGAAAGGUGGCUGGCCGUGGCUACGAACGUGAGGUUGGUGAGGGUAUACUCGGUCGGGGGAGUCCAGAAGGAGGUCUUCAGCCUGACCGGACCCCUGGUCACCAUGGUUGGGUGUUUGGAUCUCCUGGCUGUCAUCUACCAUGAGGCUAUGGGCAUACCGGGCGACCAGUGCAUGUCCUUCAUGCUGCUCUCAACCAGCAAGAUGAGGUUGUUGGCCAGUGGCAGACUGCCAUUGACCAGCAAGUCCACAGUGGCUUGGGCUGGGGCCAUCUUCUGCAAGGGCUCCAAGUACCCAUCCACCCUGCCACUGCCCAUCGUUCAGAUACUUCCAUUCAAGCUGCCCUACUGCGAGAUGAACACUGACAAGUCUAUAUUGGAGGAGCAAUAUUGGCGCACACGACUUCUGUCCAAUCAUUUCAAGUUUUGGAAAGUUCAAGGUUACCACUUCGACCAAUCAGAAGAGAGUAGGAUGGGAACGCUAAUGAAGGAGCUUCUGAUGAAACUGUUUGCUCUGUCCUGCAGGUCGAACAAGGAGGUUCGUGCAGUUGAACUCGGGGAGAUGAUGCCCGAUGUCAAGACGCUGCAACUGGCUAUCAGGUACGCCUCUCAGAAAGGUGAAACGAUGAUAGUUCACAAGUUGAAUGACCUCGCCAGGUCAAAGGUCGAAAAGGAUAACGAAGAUGACGAUGAGGACGAAAAGGUUGUAACUGCCAAUAACAACAACAACAAUGACGAUGAUGACGACGAUGACGCCAUGAAGAUGAAGAUGAUGAGGAUAAUGAGCAAAAGAAUGAAGGAGCAGCGUGUCAGCUGUGAGGAGAAACCCCUGGCUCUCAAACCUGCAAAAAUUCUGUUCGGUUUUUUUUCAUUAUUUUUUCUCAUAAACGCAUCAUCUGCAGGCUCCAAGUUUAAGCCAUCCAACGAGAAAGAUCUCACUGAGGUGGAUGACGAUGAAGUUGAUCAAGGACUUGAUGAAGAUGAUGCCGACGACGAUAAUCAGAUAGAGAAGAAUGACAGUGGUGAUGACGAAGAUGAAUAUGAUGAUGGCGGGGCUGUAGAAAAUAGCGAUAGUGAGAAAGAGCAAGUUGAUGCAUUCAAGAAGCCGGGAACCAUCGCUGGCAAGAAGAGGAACAAACUCAGCAAAAAAACUUCUUUGUCCGAUUCCAUGACUUUUAAGGAAAUAAAGAAUCCCUUCAAGGUUGCAUCGAACGACAUCGGAAGUACCACCAACAACAAACCGCCACAGACACAACCACGAGGUUCCAGCAUUUUUGACAACAUGGAAAAACCCAAAUCAUCGAGAGUUUCAGCGAAACUGAGCUCUGGGAAUUCCGAGGAUCGAAAAGAAAAUAAUGCAAAGAACGACUCAUCCACAUCUCUCAAGAAGCGGAAAAGAAAUGAAAACAGUUCACCAGAUCACGUGACGUCUGUGGGAGGGGCUAAGAAGUUAAAGGAGGUCAACAAAUCUUCGACAAAUCAGAAACUGUCGAGUUUCUUUUUUAAUAAAAACGAAUCGCAAUGA
Messenger RNA from Helobdella robusta, 3495 nucleotides. RefSeq lists its product as hypothetical. The record is from RefSeq and is a predicted model, not a curated record. The coding region runs from base 1 to 3495 and encodes 1164 amino acids. Gene Ontology annotation, biological process: mitotic cell cycle; DNA repair; DNA-templated DNA replication. Gene Ontology annotation, cellular component: nuclear replication fork. Lineage: Eukaryota; Metazoa; Annelida; Clitellata; Rhynchobdellida; Glossiphoniidae. The transcript has 20 exons. Gene Ontology annotation, molecular function: protein binding; chromatin binding.